Messenger RNA from Coffea arabica (coffee), 838 nucleotides. Lineage: Eukaryota; Viridiplantae; Streptophyta; Magnoliopsida; Gentianales; Rubiaceae. The record is from RefSeq and is a predicted model, not a curated record.
GUAAGUCUGUAACUGAAACGAGAGUGACACUGAGACUGAGACCGAGGAGGAGAAAGAUGGAUAGGGGUCGCCUAAAUUCCAGCAAGUCUCAGGCACAAAACAAUAACAAUCCUAACAAAUGCCUAUGGUUCGACCGGCGCUACGGUCUUGUGUAUGAUGUUUGGAAAGAUCCACAGGAAGAAGCUUUAUCGGGUGCCCGUGGAAUGUUCUGCAUCCUGCCUCUCACUCAAACCUUCAUAAAUUCUGCUUCUCAUGCGAUCAACCUCACUGCAACAUCCGCUCUGCAACUUCUUGAGAAGCCAGACCUAUUUACACCUGAAGCUCUGAAGUUAAAACUGAAUGGUCAAGUGCAAAGAAUUAUAUCUUGUAUGAAGAAACCACAGUUUGAUUUGCCUAUACUAAGGAGAAGUUCGACAUUUUCAUCUAAUCCACAAGGAGAAAGAAAUGAAUUGCAUAAUGCAUAGCAGUCAUGAGGACACUGACAUUUGCUUUUGUACUCUAAUAUAUUGUGUCUUCAAAGUAUCAAAAUUUGUUACAACUGACCACCACAUGGUGCAUUAGCUCAUCCAUUUGCAUUUUGGUUGGUUGCAGCAAAGCCCUAUGCGAUUUUAGAAGUUUCAUCAUGGAUCGAAAGCGAUGACUUGAGAAUCCAGUAAAGUUCUACAGUCAGAAUAUUAGUUCAUGAGUGAUAAAUGUUUCUGUUUUCUGAUAUAAGUUUUCCGACUGGAAUAGCAGUUAUUAGUAAUGAAACGCAGUCUUGAGAUAGAAUCUUGUUUGAUUGUUGUAUGAGACGUCUGAUUUUCAUCCCUCCACUUUUAACAUGAUUAUGUUUUCUCCA